This is a messenger RNA of Nematostella vectensis (starlet sea anemone), 1602 nucleotides long. Its product is annotated as dehydrogenase/reductase SDR family member 12. The coding region runs from base 60 to 1031 and encodes 323 amino acids. Lineage: Eukaryota; Metazoa; Cnidaria; Anthozoa; Actiniaria; Edwardsiidae. The record is from RefSeq and is a predicted model, not a curated record. The transcript is spliced from 3 exons.
GUCGAGCAUGGACGAAACAUGAUUAUGUAACAGUAAGUACCAUCUUGAAAUAACACAAGAUGUCGGUCUAUCGCUACUCGGUUUGGUUCGCAAAAGGUCUCCGAGAAUAUACCAAAGGAGGUUUCACAGCAGCAGAUAAAUGCUUCAACCAGAAAUCAUUUACAGACGACUUAGCAGCAGCAUCGAAGCGCUCUUUCAUGAUCACAGGCGCUAAUAGUGGUAUAGGGAAAGAGACUGCUCGAGCAUUAGCUAAGUCCGGAGCUACUGUUCACAUGGUUUGUAGGGAUGAACAGCGCGGAGAGCAAGCGAGACAAGAGCUCUUACAAGAAUCAGGCAAUCAAAAUAUAUAUCUACACGUGUUAGAUAUGUCCCAGCCCUCAAACGUUUGUAAAUUUGCUCGCGACUUUGCUGCUUCAAAUCGGCCAUUGCAUGUCCUAGUAAAUAACGCGGGCUGUAUGGUGAACACUAGGACGAUAACGGAAGAUGGGCUGGAGAUGAAUUUCGCUACGAAUACACUAGGGACGUAUAUACUGACGAAGGAGUUGCUUCCCUGUCUGACGUCACAAGAAUCGCCUCGAGUUAUCACGGUGUCAUCAGGUGGAAUGUUGCUGGUGAAGCUAGAUGGCUCUGACUUCCAGUCUGAGAGGACAUUUGAUGGUGCUAUGGUCUAUUCACAGAACAAGAGGCAACAAGUAGUAAUGAUGGAGAGAUUUGCUGAAGAUUAUCCUAAUAUCUUUUUUGCAUCAAUGCAUCCAGGUUGGGCAGACACCCCAGCUGUCCGUUCAUCUAUGCCUGACUUCUACCGACGCACCAAGACCAUGCUUCGCACAAGUGAACAGGGUGCUGACACUGUAGUGUGGCUGUGUGUGUCUUCAGAGCAAGAAAAGCUAAAAAGUGGGGGGUUUUACCAAGAUAGAAACCCUGUUUCAAAGCAUUUGCCUUUAGCUUGGACAAAAUCAUCCUCUGAAGAUGAAAAGUCCUUUAUGAAGCAAUUAAAUACUAUUGCCGAUCAGUUUCAGGCAAAAUUGUAAUCUGAAGAUUUGAUUUUAUAGUCAAUAUAUGAUCUUUUUUUGCUAUGAAUUGUUCUUCAUUUGUCAUCAUCAAAUGACAAAUCAUUAGUAGAUCGCAUGGACAUGUGGUUAAAACUUGUGUAAUGAAAUGUUGUACAAGAGCUUGAUUUUUAUUAUGAAUUGACAAACGCUUUUAUGUGUUUGUGUAACACCAGAAACCCUAGUCUGCUUAGCAGCAGCCCUUUAUGUAGUCUUAUGAUAAAAAGGCUUGAAUACAUACUACUUGAAAGUGCUCAUGUGUUGUAAUUCAUAUGUGGGCGUGUGUGUAUUUGAGAUCUUGUAUGUACAUGCAGGUGGCUAUUUAACAAUUAUUCCUUAGGCGUGAAUGGGCUGGAGGUUUUAUAUAAUGGGUCAACAGGUCAAUGGUUUAAGGAAAGGGCCAAGUGCCAAAUGGAAUAUUGACUCAGCGAUAAUGAGGACGAGAGGAUAACUGUUUUAGUUAAAAUCGAUUUGGACAAAGGUGACUUGCACUAGGAAAUCACAUGACUUUUUGCUGAAAUGGCUGCGCCCGCCACGCUAGAAGGGAUGAAAA